Molecule: messenger RNA, 3690 nt
Organism: Stegodyphus dumicola
Lineage: Eukaryota; Metazoa; Arthropoda; Arachnida; Araneae; Eresidae
Product: E3 ubiquitin-protein ligase MIB2-like
Source: RefSeq, a predicted model, not a curated record
AACGCGAAAAAGAAUCGUCUCAGUAAGAACUUGAGUCGCGCUAAGUGAGGUUGUGCUUACGGGUUUCCCCCAAUGCAGUAAUUUUUCUUGCAAGAUUUCAUUGCUUUAGAAGCGUGGCUGUUUCUUAUAAUCAGUUUCAUCGCCAUGGAGAAUGAUAUACAAGAUUUUCACCGAGCAGUUAAAGACAAUGAUGUGGAAAAAGUUCAGAAAUUAUUACAUAAAGGAAUAGAUCCAAAUGAACCAAACUGGAAUAACAACGGAAGACCUGCUAUUCUAGAAGCAACUUACUACGGACAUAUAAAUAUCGUGAAGGUUUUACUGGAAGCUAAUGCUGAUCCUAAUGCCCAGAAUAUGCUUGGAGAAACUGCUUUACAUAAUGCUUUUCAUCCUAAAACAUAUUCUAAAGAACUAGUUACCUUGUUGCUGGAGCACGGUGGCGAUGUAAAUUUAAAGGAGAAAUUAAAUGGUUAUACAGUUGUGCAUGUUGCUGCUAAAUUAAUUUCGUCGAAAGUGAGCAAAACAUUAAAACGAGACCUCUUAGAUACACUUCAAAUGUUGUGCAAAAAUGCAGAUGUAAAACUCCGAAGUGCACGUCAGGAAACACCAAUGCAUAAACUUGUAACUGGAAGUGUUGAUUGGUGCGAACCUUUGCAGAUAUUAAUUGAACAUGAUUUUGAACUAAAUGCUCAAAACGAUCGAGGGGAAACUAGUCUCAUGUGCGCAAUAGAUAAAGGUCACUGCAAUAUGGCUGAAAUGUUGAUCAAGAAAGGAGCGUGUGUCAAUAUUAAGGAUAGGCAUUUUCAAACGGCUUUGCAUCAUUGUGCGCAAAAGAAUCUGUUGCGAAUGGUCACAUUGUUGUUGAACGCUCAGUGCGAUGUAAAUGCGACAGAUCUUAACGGAGAUACUGCUCUCCAUAUCGCAUCCAGCAAAGGAUUGGCGGACAUGGUUCAGGUUCUCGUCUCGCAUCCCGAGACUGACGUAAAUAUACAAAAUAUACGCGGAUCAACGCCACUUCUCAAUGCAGUGGAGAGUGGAUUUACCAAAUCAGUGGAAUUAUUAGUAGACGCUUGUUGUGAUGCUGACUGCGAAAAGGGCUUGCUGACGGCUUUGGACAUGGCAGAGGAAGAUUUCGUACGCCGUUGGCAUCCGGAGAUCUACUCUUUGCUUCAAGAAGCUUUAGAGCAAAAACGAGAUUUAUGGGAUGAAGGUGAAACAUCGUUAUGAAAUAUUUAGAAAUAAGUAUGUACUUAACUAAUUACGAAAAAUGAACGUAUUACAUUCAAUGAACAAUUCAAAACUUCUAUAUGCAUUUUCUGCUUGAAAAUCAUUUUUUGUAAUAUCAGAUUAAUGAUGAAUGAAUCAUAAAAAUUAUAUAAUUUAUGUGUGAUGAAAAAUACUGCAGAGUAUAUUUAAUUGGAAGAGAAAUUAAAAAUAAAUUAGAAUACUAUCUGUGAUUCUAAUUCAUAAAAUCAAAAUAUAACUUACAAUUCUCAAGAAGCAAAUGAUUUAAGCAAUAUUAUUUAGUUAAUCAAUAUUUAACGAAUAAGUUAUUUUCUAUGUGAAUGAAACUGAAAUAUUCAUGUGUUACCUUUUUCUGUACAGCAUAUUAACAUAUUAGAAAAUCUUAAGCUAUCAGCAAUAGUUUGAUUACCUCUUUUACACUGCUCUAUUCUCUAAAUUAGUUUUGUAUAAACAUAAUUCUUAAUUCAGUUUUGCAUCUCUCUCAUGCUAGUUGGUAAAUAUUCUGAUGUCUAAUAAGCAGCAGUAAUUUCUAUUAAUUAAUGAAUAUGACUAGUUAAUGAUAAAAUAAAUUAAGAGAAAUACUUUUCAUUUAAUGCAAUUAAUUUCACUUGUGUUAUAUUUCAAGUAUUUUAACAAAUACAAAAUUAUUGUUAUAAGUUAGCAUUUUUUCUAGACAUUUGAAAUGUGGAAUAGAACUUUUGGAUAUUUUUCUUAAGCAUGACUUUUACCAUUUUUAUCAAAAUACAUUAAAACUGCUUACAAAGUAGUAAAUAAAUUUGUUAGUUUAAAAAUCUCAUAUCUUAAGUUUAUUUUCAAAGAUUAAUACUUAACAUAUCAUUAAUAAGUUAUUUAUAUUUGAAUAAAUCCAGUAGAUAUUUCUGUGCACAAGUGAGUGUUUAUAAUAUAUCUAUCAAUACAUAUAUUGGAAACUUAUGCUUUGUUUCUGCAGUUACAUAAGAUGCACAUUCUAAUUUCUUUUCAAUAUUUUAAGGCUCUGGAGGACUAUAAAAAAUUACACAUAUUUAUCAUGCUAACAUUGAUAACACUAAGAACUGAAUGUAAAUUUUUAAUGCAUCUAAACCCAUUUGGAAGCAGAAAUACAAUACUAAAAAAAGUAAAAUUUUAAACAAAUAGAAUAAACUAGUGUUCUGUGUACUAACUAUCAGUAUUCUGCAUUUAUUUCAAUUAUAUAACUUUUACAAAUGACAACAGUCUUUAAUCCCUUUUAAUCAUAUUUAGAUGUUAAGUCAAUGAAUAAUUAAGUUGCUUCUAAAAUGUAUUGUAACUCUGUUAUUUUAAAAACAUAUUUAAUUGCACAGAACAUCUAUAUAUUGUAUAAACUGCAAUUUUGUUUAAUUAACAUAUAAAUUUUAAUACACCCAAUUAACUAAAUUCAAGUAAUUAGUAAUCUCUUUUUUUUCCUCUGGAUAAACAUUUCAUACAUAAAAAUAUUAAGGGAUCAUAAAUUUGGAAAGCUGAUUAUUGUAUGUCUGUUACAUUAGUAAAUAUUAAAAUGUAAUUUCAGAGGGUUUUAUUUUUUAAUACUCAAAUAAGAUACUUGUAGUUUUGAUAUUUCAGGAUCAUUAACGAAAGCAUUAUACUAUAAAAAAAUAUAACAUUUACUUCCAUAAAUGCUCAUGCAUUGCCAAAAUUUACUCAUUUUUCUUAAAAAGUGAUUUUUUCCCUCAAAGAAUUGUGAUCAAAUUCUAUAUAAAAAUGGAUGAAUUUUUUAAAAAAUAAAAUAACAGUUAAAAAAUGCAAUUGAUUGCAAAGCAUACCCGUUAAUUUCAGGAUUAUAAAUGAAAAUCAUUCUAAGAAAAUUAAGUACUUUAAAAAAAAAUUUGCAAUUCUGUGGCACCACUGAUUUUAAGAUUCACUCCAUUUUUAGGGGGAGAAAAAAUCAAUAUGUGAAAAACUGUGACUUAGAAUCGAAGAAAUGUAUUAAGAUUCUGCCAUAUAUUAUAUAAAAUUGUUUAAUUACAGUGCAUAUUAAAUUAUUUCAGUCAUUAAGUAUAUAAAGUUUAUGAAAAAACUUAUUUAAAUGUAACAGGUGAAAUAUUAAUAACAAAAGGAACUGAUAUUUAAUUAAGAUUUCUUAAAACAGAGAUUAGAACGUUUAACAUCUUUUACUCUAGAGGAAAACGAAUGAUAAUUUAAAAUAAACAACAGUAAAGAUAUUAAGAUAUUUUAAAGAUUUAUUCUAAGAACACAAGCUGCAUACAAAUUACAACUGGUCCUUAAUGUGGUCAAAUCAACACCACAGUUAAAAUUACAAUCAUUUCACAGUAUAAAUUUCGAAACUGAUUGCUUCUUCAGAAAUAUGUAAAAGCUUCAUAGUUUCUAAGAAGCAAAAUUAGUCUUUAGAUCACAUGAGUUUAUAAUGCAUUCACAGAUUUCUUUUGGUUGUGUAGUCGAAAAUGCUUGCAUAAUAAAACGCAUUGUGCAAGA